Messenger RNA from Medioppia subpectinata, 718 nucleotides. The record is from the annotation of a GenBank genome assembly. NCBI's taxonomy places the organism in Eukaryota, Metazoa, Arthropoda, Arachnida, Sarcoptiformes, Oppiidae.
GCUAACUGUAGUGCUUUCGUGUCCAAUGGAUUUGAGGCAUUUCCCAAUGGAUAUGCAGUUGUGUCAGCUAAAAGUGGCCAGUUAUGGGUACAGCACAACAGACAUUGAUUAUCACUGGGCACAGGGCAAUUACACGCGCCUAAUAUGUGAGCUGCGUUUGGCGCGUUCAAUGGGCUAUUACAUGAACCAGAUAUAUAUCCCGGCCUUUCUCAUUGUGGUCAUCUCAUGGAUGCCCUUCUGGCUGGACAGGGAGGACACUCACGCCCGGGUGGGUCUGGGCGUCACCACAGUGUUAACGAUGACAACACUGUUCACGAGUACCAACGAGUCGUUGCCAAAGAUAUCCUACAUUAAGGCCAUUGAUGUCUAUUUGUUUACGUGUUUUCUAAUGGUCUUCGGAUCGCUUAUAGAGUACGCGACUGUCGGCUACUUUGAGUCGUUUAUUAAAGGUCGGGACAGAUAUAGUGUAAGCGCUGUCAUAAACCCGUCUACUGGUGCGGAGGGAAAGGCGAGUAAUAUUGGGGCUAAUUAUGAGUUAAACGCAGCGCCGAGUGGUGUGUCUUAUCAGGUGUUGUACUGGAAGAGCGCCAGCAUUACAGACAAAUACUCGCGACUGAUAUUUCCUACGGUUUUCAUUGUGUUUAAUGUGUUUUAUUGGGUUAUUUAUCUCCACCUCUCGAGAGAGACAAUCACUGAUUUGAUUACUGCCGAAGACGUG